Molecule: messenger RNA, 965 nt
Organism: Aphanomyces astaci
Lineage: Eukaryota; Oomycota; Saprolegniomycetes; Saprolegniales; Verrucalvaceae
Exons: 3
Coding region: 22-894 (290 amino acids)
Source: RefSeq, a predicted model, not a curated record
CGGCCACAGGGGUGGGUGAUCAUGGCUGAUGCGUCCGCAGGAUGUAAACAACGGCUGCAUGGACUUCGAACAUCGCUCCACGGGUUCAAGCAAGACUUGUCCACAUCACUGUCCAUGUGGGCAGAGGACUUUGACGUUCUUGGGAAGGUCUUGGUGCGGCUUAUCGACAAGGAAGUAGCCUCCCGCGAUGAAGCUGUCCAGACAGUCAAUCGCGAAAGUCGCGGCAAGAAGCUUCUCCAAGCACAAGUCAAUCGAAUCACGUGCGUCUGGGAAAAGGAACAUCACGAGCUUGUGACGUUGCGUCAAACGGUCGCCCUACAGAACAAAACGAUGGUACAGCUACGGGAACGGAUCGCAAAGAAUGACAGGCGCAGCAAUGACGAUGCGUCUCCGUCAGAAGAAACCCCUCGGAAGGACAAGGUUGUCGUCGCCGAAGAAAACGUGGAGGAAAAUCAUCUGACUCCCCCGAUGGUUUCCGUGACGGCUCGACGACCUCGACGCUUCAGCGUCGGCAGUAGCACGUUGACACGCACGACGGAAGCAUAUGCAGCCAAACGAAAGCACAUUCCACAGCAGCCUCAAAGGUACAUAUCCUUUGACGGCACAACCUUCCUCAUCAUGACAUGUAGCAUCUUGAAGCGACAGAAGUACGAUGACGUCACCGAUGAAAACAGCACCAAGCAAGUCUCGUUUCAAACCGAAUAUCCCACUCCGCCAUCGCAAAUGCACCGUACUGCCGAUACCACCGCUCGAUUCCCACUGCGUGAACGCCUCACCACGACUAAACCUGCUCCCAUGCGCGUGCGACGAUCGUCGCUAGGCUCGUCCAUGACGGCUGCCGCGCGCGUCUUGACUACAUCGUCCACGGGACUUCCUCGCAAGCGGUGGAACUAGCUAGUGCCCAAGCGAGCUUAUUUAACAGUGUGACCAUUAUAAUCACACGACAUCGACCUUUUUGGUUUACA